This is a messenger RNA of Catharus ustulatus (Swainson's thrush), 391 nucleotides long. RefSeq names its product beta-microseminoprotein-like. Bases 56 to 391 code for a protein of 111 amino acids. Lineage: Eukaryota; Metazoa; Chordata; Aves; Passeriformes; Turdidae. The transcript is spliced from 4 exons. The record is from RefSeq and is a predicted model, not a curated record.
AGAACUUCAGCCUUCUCUGGAAACUUGGAGCUCUUUGGAAGCCAAGCUUUCCACAAUGAAGAGCUUUCUUGCUUUCCUUCUUGCAAUGGGCAGCAUUGUGACCCUGGGGGAUGCACACUGCUUUACUGCACUUCGAGAGCCAGAGUGGCCAUACAGAGGCUGUAUGAUGAAUGGAAAACUGUAUCCCUUUGGACGCAUUGAGAGGACAGAAGAUUGCUACAAAUGUCUCUGUCACAAAUAUGCAAUGCAUUGCUGUUCCCUCUUUCAUACUCCUUUUGCUUUUGAUGAGAAGGAAUGCAAAGCCAUUUUCAAUAAAAAGCGCUGUAACUAUGAUGUGGUGCAGAAGGACGACCCCUCCAAAGUGUGUUCUGCCUUUGGUUAUGUGGGCUAA